AUGCUGAUAAGAGAAUUGGCGGCCGCUUGGGUCGUCGUCCUCUUGUGCCAUCUUCAGCUAACGGAGUCUCAGGUUCCUGCUACAAAUGUUUUCACCUGUCCAAACGGAUGGGAACUGCGAGGCAUCCACUGUUACAAAUUCUUCGCCAUUGUGCACUCUUGGCGAAAAGCGGCGGAAUUAUGCAGGAGGUACGGUGGCGAGCUGAUGGUGGUGGAGUCUUACAGCGAGAACAACGUGUCGGCCAGCAUGGUACCGCCGAAAUUGAAACAUUAUUGGCUGGGUCUCGUCUCUCUCGACGAUUUACGGACCAACACACUCGAGUCCGCCGCGGGAAUGCUCGUCUCCCAAUAUGCCGGUUUCUGGGCGCCGAGGCAACCGAAUCCGCACUCGGGUGAGUGCGUGGACGUCGCCUUGACGGAUGACCGACAAACGUGGGAACUGACCACGUGCGAGUCGCUACUACCUUUCAUGUGUCGUACCAACGCCUGUCCUUCCGGUUCGUUCCAUUGCUCGAACGGCAAGUGCAUCAAUGCAGCUUUCAAGUGCGACAAGCAGGAUGACUGCGGCGAUUAUUCGGACGAAAUGGACUGCCCGGCCAACUGCCAGUAUUACAUGGCGAGUAGCGGCGACGUUGUGGAGAGUCCGAAUUAUCCGCAUAAAUAUGCACCCCUCAGCAAUUGCAAGUGGACGCUGGAAGGCCCUCAAGGACACAAUAUUCUUCUGCAGUUUCAAGAAUUCGAGACGGAGAAGAGCUUCGACACGGUGCAGAUCCUCGUAGGUGGUAGAACCGAGGACAAGUCGGUGAAUCUCGCGACUUUGUCCGGCAAGCAAGAGCUCAGCAACAAGCUCUUCGUCUCGGCCUCGAACUUUAUGAUCGUAAAGUUCAGCACCGACGCCUCCGUGGAGAAGAAGGGCUUUCGCGCUUCAUGGAAGACUGAGGCGCAAAAGUGCGGCGGGAGUCUGCAGGCGACGUCGCAAGGACAGGUGCUCACGUCCCCUGGCUACCCCCAGAAUUAUCCCGGAGGGCUGGAGUGCCUGUAUAUUAUUCGAGCUCAGCCGGGACGCAUAAUGUCCUUGGAGAUCGAGGACUUGGAUCUCGAGACAAACCGAGACUACAUUUUAAUCAGGGACGGAGAUUCGCCCAUGAGCCGACCGAUCGCGCGUCUCACGGGGAAAUCGGACGACAAUCCGACGGUGAUAAUGUCCACGGGAAGCGACUUGUAUCUCUAUUUCAAAACGAGCCUCGGCGAUUCCAGGCGGGGAUUCAGUAUUCGCUACACGCAAGGUUGCAAAGCUACAAUCGUCGCGAGGAACGGCACUGUCCAGUCGCCUUCCUACGACCUCAACAAUUAUCCCAACAAUCAAGAGUGUCUGUACAGGAUCAGGAAUUCAGGCAGAGGAUCGUUGUCUUUGAAAUUUGUCAGCUUCGACGUUCACCAAACCGACUAUGUGCAGAUAUACGACGGCUUAAAUACAAACGGCCUUCGCUUGCAUCCUGAAAACGGCUUCACUCGAAACUCUCAACCGAAAAUCACGCUCACUGCUGAGAGCGGCGAGAUGCUCGUCAGGUUCGUGACCGACGCUUUACACAACAGUGCCGGCUGGCAGGCCGGCUUUUCCGCCGAUUGCCCGAUAUUAAAACCUGGGGAAGGUGCUUUAGCAUCGAGUCGGGACACAGCCUUCGGUACGAUGGUUACGUUCUCGUGCCCGUUGGGACAAGAGUUCGCUACGGGAAAGUCGAGAAUAUCCACAGAAUGUCUCCCCGGAGGUAACUGGUCCGUUACGUAUAUUCCGAAAUGUCAAGAGGUGUACUGCGGCCCCGUACCUCAAAUUGACAACGGAUUCUCGAUUGGCUCCUCCAACGUAACGUACCGGGGCUUGGCGACCUAUCAAUGUUACGCAGGAUUCGCUUUUCCUUCGGGAAGACCGACGGAAAAGAUUUCGUGCUUGGCUGACGGAAGGUGGGAGAAGAAACCGUCCUGUUUAGCGUCUCAGUGCGCUCCGCUUUCAGAGGCUCCUCAUUCCAACGUAACCAUCCUGAAUGGAGGUGGUCGAAGUUACGGCACAAUCGUGAGAUUCGAAUGCGAGCCUGGAUAUGUAAGAAGCGGACAUCCUGUUAUUCUAUGCAUGAGCGACGGUACCUGGUCCGAUCAAGUUCCAACGUGUUCUCGUGCUAAAUGCCCGUUGCUGCCUACGAUUAAGAAUGGAUUCGUCGUCGACACCGGUAAAGAUUAUUAUUUCGGUGAUGAGGCUAGAGUACAAUGUAACAGAGGCUACAAGUUGACCGGAAUGAAUAUUAUACAAUGUGGCCCUCACCAAUAUUUCGAUAACGUGCCAACCUGCGAAGAUAUAAACGAGUGCGCGUCCACUCAGUGCGAUCUGGCGUCCACAGAAUGUAUAAACUAUCCCGGUGCGUUUACUUGCAAAUGUAAACCCGGAUUCGCACCGACUACCGAAUGCCGAUCCAUCGGCGAUCUCGGACUCAUCAACGGCGGCAUUCCCGACGAAUCGAUCGUGGUUUCGGGCUCGGAUAAUGGCUACACCAAAACCGGAAUUCGUUUGAAUAACGGCGAUGGCUGGUGCGGCAAUAGCAAAGAGUCGGGUGGCGCAAAUUGGGUGAUGAUCGAUAUGAAAGCGCCGACAAUCAUCCGCGGUUUCCGCACGCAAGUCGUAGUCAGGAACGACGACACCGUCGCCUUUGCAUCUGCGGUACGGAUUCAGUACACGGACGAGCUGACGGAUGUUUUCAAGGACUACACCAAUCCGGACGGUACGCCGGUCGAGUUCAGGAUCGUGGAACCGACACUUUCCGUUCUGAAUCUACCUGUGCCGAUCGAGGCGCGCUACGUGAAAUUCAGGAUACAGAGUUACGACAACAAACCUUGCAUGAAGCUGGAGAUAAUGGGCUGUACCAGGUUGCAGUGCAUGGAUAUCAACGAGUGCGCGGUGAAGAACGGCGGUUGUCACCACAAAUGCAUCAACAGUCCCGGCAGCUAUUCUUGCAUGUGCAACACGGGUUUCGAACUGUACAGAGGUAACGGCACGGCCGGCUAUUAUCUGGCGAGAUCCGAGACCGGCGAGAGAGAUGAUGAUUUGUAUCAGAGAAAUAAAACGUGCGUGCCGGUGAUGUGCCCGUUUUUGACGGCGCCGGAGAACGGAAAACUGCUGUCGACUAAGAAGCAGCAUCAUUUCGCUGACCUCGUUAGAUUCCAGUGCAACUUUGGUUACGUACUAUCAGGAUCUGCGGCUGUAAUUUGCACCUCCUCCGGUGCUUGGAACGGCACCGUACCCGAGUGUCAAUACGCGAAAUGCGUCUCGCUACCGGACGACAAGAACGAAGGUCUUUCCGUAAACCGGACCGACAAGAGCAGCGUGCUAGUGCCCUUCAAGCAGAACGUCACUCUCGAGUGCAGCAGCGAUGGCCGUUACUUACGCAAUACCGCGACCUCCUCUUUCCGACAGUGCGUGUACGAUCCCAAACCCGGCUAUCCCGAUUACUGGCUAUCCGGUUUGCAGCCAGCGUGUCCUCGGGUCGACUGCGGAAAGCCACUUCCCACGCCUGGCGCCGCAUACGGCCAAUAUCCGGACACCAAGUACAAGUCCUCCUUCUUUUUCGGCUGUCAGGACACUUUCAAGCUGGCCGGUCAGACCAAUCACCACGACAACGUUGUGCGAUGUGAGCAGGAGGGUGUGUGGGACUUUGGCAAUCUGCGAUGCGAAGGUCCGGUUUGCGAGGACCCCGGAAGACCGAGCGACGGUUACCAGGAGGCGCGAAGCUACGAGCAGGGCUCGGAGAUCCGGUUCGGUUGCUCAAGACCGGGCUACAUCUUGAUCAAUCCGCGGCCGAUCGUCUGUAUUCGCGAGCCCGAGUGCAAGGUCGUGAAGCCUCUCGGUUUGGCCUCCGGACGGAUCCCGGACUCGGCGAUAAACGCCACUUCCGAGAGACCCAACUACGAGGCCAGGAAUAUCCGUUUGAACUCUGUGACCGGCUGGUGCGGCAAGCAAGAGGCCUUCACUUACGUGAGCGUCGACCUCGGUCGCGUAUACCGCGUUAAAGCGAUCCUCGUCAAGGGUGUCAUCACCAACGACGUAAUCGGCAGACCGGCAGAGAUCCGGUUCUUCUACAAACAGGCGGAGCACGAGAACUACGUCUUUUACUUUCCGAACUUCAACCUGACUAUGCGCGAGCCUGGAAAUUACGGCGAGUUGGCGAUGAUUACGCUGCCCAAGUAUGUACAGGCUCGCUUUGUGACCCUCGCCAUUGUCACCUUCAUGGAGAACGCCUGUAUGAAGUUCGAGCUGAUGGGUUGCGAAGAACCAACGGCGGAGCCGUUGUUGGGCUACGAUUACGGAUUCUCGCCCUGCGUGGACAACGAGCCGCCGGUAUUUCAGAACUGCCCGCAGCAACCUAUAGUCGUGCAGAAGAGAGCCGCGGACGGCGGUUUACUUCCGGUUAACUUUACCGUACCGACGGCCGUCGACAACAGCGGAAGUAUCGCUCGGUUGGAGGUGAUACCGCGUAGUUUCAGGACGCCCGUUCAAAUCUUCGAAGAUACCGUCAUCAAAUACGUCGCCUUCGAUUACGAUGGCAACGUCGCCAUCUGUGAAAUCAACAUCACCGUACCGGAUGUGACUCCACCGAGACUGAGCUGUCCGCAGAGCUACGUGAUCGAAUUGAUCGAUCGACAGGAGAGUUACCCCAUCAACUUCAACGAUACGCGUAACCGCAUCAACGCCACGGACGCUUCCGGUCCUGUGAAAAUUACCUUUGAGCCGCAACACGCGUUGAUUAAAAUUGGAGAGUUCAAGAAUGUCACGGUGUAUGCGACGGAUCCCAGCGGUAACACGGCCGAGUGCCAUUUUCAAGUGUCGGUUCAGGCGACACCCUGCGUCGAUUGGGAACUGAAACCGCCAGCUAACGGUGAUUUAAAAUGCGCCCCCGGGGACAAGGGAUUGCAGUGUAAAGCAACUUGCAAAGCUGGAUAUAAAUUUAUCGAUGGCUCACCCGCCAAGAUGUUCAGUUGCGCCAGUAAGCGUUGGACGCCCACGUCGAUGGUUCCCGAUUGCGUGUCUGAGAAUACGCAACAGGCCGACUAUCAUAUGUCCGCUUCGGUAAACUAUCGUGCGAAUGGCGCCGUUUCACGAUCUUGCUUGCCAAUGUAUCAGGAUUUAAUGGCUCAGCAUUACCCGAACGUGAGCAUUAUCUUGACGCAGCGUUGCUUUGGUCUGAACGUAUCCUUCGUACAAGUGACGCCUUCUUUGAUCGAGGAGAACGUUGUCAAGAUGGAUUUUCUCCUUAUGGUCCUCCCUCCGCGAGAUGUGAAGCAAAAUGAUCAGCCAGUAUUUAUGGAUCAUUGCGGUAGAACGUUGAUUCUCACUUUUGGUUUGAAAUACCCGGAAAAGACGAUGGAAAUCGAGCCUCUGUUGAACGUUUCCGCGAUUGGCAAUCAAUGCCCGCCCAUUCGUGCUCUCACGUCAAACGUUUCCAGCGGCUUCACGUGUAGCGUCGGCGAAGUACUGAACAAAGAUACCAACGACGUAUCUCGCUGUCUACAUUGUCCCGCCGGAACGUUCGCCAUCGAGAAACAGUGCAAGCCUUGCCCAAAGGGUUUCUAUCAGAGCAACGACCGUCAGGGCUCCUGCAUACAGUGCCCUGCCGGCAGCUACACCAAGGAAGAAGGCACGAAGAACACGGAGGACUGCAUACCAGUCUGCGGCUACGGCACGUACUCGCCCACGGGUCUCGUGCCCUGCCUGGAGUGCCCCAGGAACACGUACACCGGCGAGCCGCCGACAGGAGGUUGCAAGGACUGUCAGACCUGCCCGGCCGGCACGUUCACCUACCAGCCAGCCGCGUCCGGUCGCGACCGUUGCCGCGCCAAGUGUUCACCGGGCAUGUACUCCGACACGGGUCUCGCACCUUGCGCCCAAUGCCCGAGCAACUUCUUCCAGCCUCAGCAAGGCGCGACCACUUGCAUCGAGUGUUCCGCCAACAUGUACACAGACGGACCGGGUUCGGUGGGUCGCGAGGCGUGCAAACCCGUCCAAUGCGUCGACGGCGUAUGCCAGCACGGCGGUCUCUGCGUGCCGAUGGGCCACGAUGUACACUGCUAUUGUCCGGCCGGCUUCUCCGGCAGACGUUGCGAAAUCGACAAUGACGAGUGCGCGUCUCAGCCGUGCUACAACGGAGCUACCUGCAUCGACCUGCCGCAGGGUUACCGGUGCCAAUGCGCCGACGGUUACUCCGGUGUCAACUGUCAGGAAGAGAAGUCGGACUGCACGAACAACACGUGCCCGGAGAGAGCCAUGUGCAAGGACGAGCCUGGUUUGAACAAUUACACCUGCUUCUGCCGAUCCGGAUACGCCGGGACCCACUGCGACACUACGAUAAACCCUUGCACGGGCAGCGAGAAUCCCUGCAACAACGGCGCGAGCUGCGUGGCUCUGGAACAGGGCCGCUACAAGUGCAAGUGCGCGCCCGGGUGGGAAGGUCAGAGCUGCGAGAUCAACACCGACGAUUGCGCCGAGCGACCCUGCCUGCUCAACGCGACCUGCACCGAUCUGAUCAACGACUUCUCCUGCAACUGUCCGCCCGGUUUCACCGGCAAGCGCUGCCACGAGAAGAUCGACCUCUGUUCCGGCAGCCCCUGCUUGAACGGCAUCUGCGUGGACAAUCUCUUCAAGCACGAGUGCAUCUGCUAUCCGGGAUGGUUCGGACCGGCCUGCGAGAGCAACGUCAACGAGUGCGCGUCCAAACCUUGCCGAAACAACGGUCAGUGUAUCGACCAGGUCGACGACUACACCUGCACCUGCGAACCCGGUUACACCGGCAAGCAAUGUCAACACACUAUCGACGAUUGCUCGUCCGAACCCUGUCAGAACGGCGCGACCUGCACCGACCAGCUCGAGGGAUUCGCCUGCAAGUGCAGACCCGGCUACGUGGGCUUGCAAUGCGAAGCGGAGAUCGACGAGUGUCUCAGCGAUCCCUGUAAUCCGGUCGGCGCGGAACGCUGCGUGGAUCUCGACAACACCUUUGCCUGCCAAUGCCACGAGGGCUACACCGGCGCGUUCUGCGAGAUCAACGUGGACGACUGCGCGUCCGAUCCGUGCUUCAACGGCGCCAAGUGUCUGGACGAGGUCGCUGGCUUCAAGUGUACGUGCGCGAGCGGAUGGACCGGCGCUUAUUGUCAGACAGACAUUGGUGCCUGCCACAAUCAGCCUUGUCAGAACGACGCCGCCUGCGUGGAUCUGUUCUUGGAUUACUUCUGCGUAUGCCCGUCCGGAACCGAUGGCAAGCAAUGUGAAACCGCACCCGAACGUUGCAUCGGAAAUCCGUGCAUGCAUCACGGCCGUUGUCAGGACUUUGGCUCGGGCUUGAACUGCACUUGCCCGGAAGAUUACACGGGUAUCGGUUGCCAGUACGAAUACGAUGCUUGUCAGGCAGGCGCUUGCAAAAACGGCGCGACCUGCAUCGACGAAGGAUCCGGAUUCACCUGUAUAUGUCCCCCGGGAUACACGGGUCAUACCUGCGAGGAGGAUAUAAUCGACUGUAAGGAGAAUUCUUGUCCACCAUCGGCAACCUGCAUCGAUCUUACCGGCAAGUUUUUCUGCCAGUGUCCGUUCAACUUGACCGGCGACGAUUGCAGAAAGUCUAUCCAAGUGGACUACGACUUGUACUUUAGCGAUCCAGGACGCAGCAGUGCAUCGCAGAUCAUUCCAUUUUUCACCGGCUCGACCAAGAGCCUAACGGUCGCUAUGUGGGUGCAAUUUACGUUGAGAGAGCGUGACUACGAGAAAGAAGUUUUCUUCACUCUUUAUGGCGUCAGUUCGCCGCACGUGCCAAUGAAUCGCAGACUCAUGAUCCAAGCGUACGGAAGCGGAGUCCAGAUAUCCAUCUUCCCAGACCUGCAGGACGUUCAUCUGUCGUUUAAAGAAUACGCGACCAUAACUGACGGACAGUGGCAUCACGUCGCAAUUGUAUGGAACGGAGAAAACGGCGGAGAACUCACCCUGAUCACGGAAGGUCUCAUCGCCCACAAUAUCAAAGGCUACGGUAGCGGCAGAUCCCUCCCAGCCUACGCGUGGGCGGUGCUGGGCAAUCCACAGAGCGACAAUACAAAGGGUUACACGGGGUCCGGCUUCCAAGGCCAUCUGACCAAAGUGCAAGUCUGGGGCCGCGCGUUGCACGUGACUAACGAGAUUCAAAAACAAGUGCGCGACUGUCGAACGGAACCGGUCCUUUAUCAAGGUCUGAUACUGACGUGGGCCGGAUACGACGAGACUGUGGGUGGUGUUGAGAGAAUCGUGCCGUCGCACUGCGGACACAGGGUCUGCCCGCUCGGUUACGGCGGUAACAAGUGUCAGCAACUCGAAGCCGACAAGAUUCCGCCCAAGGUGGAAUACUGUCCGGGCGAUCUUUGGGUGAUCGCGAAGAACGGCUCGUCUAUCGUAACCUGGGACGAGCCGCGUUUCAGCGAUAACGUCGAUAUUGCGAAGGUGCAGGAAAAAAAUGGACACCGGUCCGGACAGACUCUGCUCUGGGGUACUUACGACAUCAGUUAUGUGGCCUAUGAUCAGGCUGGCAAUUCAGCCAGCUGCAAUUUCAAGGUUUACGUGUUGUCGGACUUUUGUCCGGAGCUGGACGAUCCGAUCGGUGGCAUGAAACAAUGCAAAGACUGGGGCUCCGGCAGCCAGUUCAAGGUCUGCGAGAUUUCUUGUAACGCCGGACUUCGAUUCUCGCAGGAGGUUCCCAAGUUUUACACGUGUGGCGCAGAAGGUUUCUGGAGGCCCACCACUGAUCCUAAUCUACCUCUGGUGUAUCCUGCUUGCACAGUUGCCACUCCGGCCCAAAGGGUCUUCAGAAUUAAAAUGAGCUUCCCGACAUCGGUGCUCUGUAACGAAGCCGGCCAGGGUGUACUCCGGAACAAGGUGCGGAGCGCCGUCAAUUCCUUGAACAGAGACUGGAAUUUCUGUUCGUAUUCUCAUGAAGGAACUCGCGAAUGCAAAGACCUCGAUAUCGACGUACAAUGCGAUCAUCGCACACGUACGACGAGAGACACGAGCGAGGAAGACGGUGGGACAUACAUCAUUUCUGCGAUCGUGCCCGCGAAGCCAACGAGACAGGGUCGCCAAGGCAGUGAUACCUACGAGGUGGAGAUCUCGUUCCCGGCGAUAAACGAUCCUAUUCUGAACGCCAAUUCGAACGAGCGCGCUACCGUACAGACGUUGCUCGAAAGACUAAUUCUGGAGGAGGAUAAAUUCGACGUCCACUACAUCUUGCCCAACACCGUACCCGAUCCUGCGUCUCUUGUUCUGGAAUCCGACUAUGCUUGUCCAAUCGGUCAAGUUGUCAUGGCGCCGGAUUGUGUGCCAUGCGCGGUGGGUACUUAUUACGACGAGAAGAGGAAAGAAUGUGCCUCUUGCCCAGUCGGAACUUAUCAGAGCGAGUCCGGUCAGCUCAAGUGCAGCUCCUGUCCGGUGAUCGCCGGUCGUCCUAGCGUGACCGUGGGUCCUGGUGCGCGUAGCGCGGCCGAUUGCAAGGAGCGUUGUCCUGCGGGCAAGUAUUACGACGACGUGGCCGGUCUCUGCCGUAGUUGUGGCCACGGAUUCUAUCAGCCAAACGAAGGCAGUUUCUCUUGCCUUUUGUGCGGUCUCGGCAAGACUACGAGGACAGCCGAGGCGGUGUCUCGCGAGGAAUGCCGGGACGAGUGCGGUUCUGGACAGCAACUGGCAGUCGAAGGAAAAUGCGAACCCUGUCCACGCGGCACGUAUCGCACUCAAGGAGUUCAAGCAUCCUGCCAGGCCUGUCCUAUCGGCAGGACGACUCCCAAUAUGGGUUCUGCCGCCGUGGAGGAAUGUUCGCUUCCAGUUUGCGAACCUGGGACCCACCUUAACGGUACUAUCAACGAGUGCGUGGAAUGUAAGAAGGGCACGUAUCAAUCGGAACCGCAACAGACCUUCUGUAUCCCGUGCCCGCCGAACACCAGCACCAAAGGACCCGCCGCUACAAGCAAGGCCGAAUGCACGAAUCCGUGCGAGACCAGCGGCGAAGAAAUGCACUGUGAUGCAAACGCCUACUGUCUACUAAUACCGGAGACAAGUGACUUCAAGUGCGAGUGUAAACCCGGAUACAACGGCACCGGAACCGUUUGCACGGACGUCUGCUUGGGCUAUUGCGACAACGAGGGUGUCUGCUUGAAGGAUUCGCGCGGACAGCCCUCGUGCAGAUGCAGCGGCAGCUUCACCGGCAAGCAUUGCACGGAGAAGUCCGAAUUUUUCUAUAUCACCGGUGGCAUAGCGGGUGGCGUUAUCUUGAUCAUUAUCGUGGUGCUGCUCGUCUGGAUGAUUUGCGUGAGAGCUUCUAGGAAGAAGGAGCCGAAGAAAAUGCUUACUCCGGCGACUGACCAAAACGGCUCUCAAGUUAAUUUCUAUUACGGUGCACCCACACCUUACGCCGAAUCGAUAGCACCGUCGCAUCACAGCACGUACGCCCAUUAUUACGACGACGAAGAGGAUGGCUGGGAGAUGCCUAACUUCUAUAACGAGACUUACAUGAAAGAGAGCCUGCACAACGGCAAGAUGAACAGUCUUGCUCGAUCGAAUGCCAGUAUUUACGGCACGAAAGACGAUCUUUACGACAGACUGAAACGUCACGCGUAUACCGGUAAAAAAGAUAAGAGCGACAGCGACAGUGAAGGCCAGUGACCGGGUAGGAACAAUGAGUUUCAUGCCAACGUAGGGUACGAAAAAGCGAGAGAUAUCGGUGUAAUCAGACGGAGCGACGAGAGACGAUAUCUCAUCCUUCGUGCGACGUCGUCGUCGUUGCUCCUCCCGAUCGACGGAUCGUGUUAUAUUUAUUGCAUAUCCUCUUCUUCUGAGAUGUUGCGCGGGAUCCGCGGCCACCCUUAUCCGCGAAACUAAACGCGGGGAACUGAACGACAUUAAAAAAGAAUAAGAGAGAAGGAGAGAGUGAUCGAGCCGCGAGAUCUCCCGUUGAACGCAAAAGAGACGCGCUUCGAUCGACGAUGAAUGACGCAAGAGUCCUGGAACGACGAUCGGUAAGCGCGUGAUACAUCGAUCGUCGCUUCGGCACGCGUCCGUCGAGGGGACCAGCGAAAGUUUAUCCGGAAAUUUGAGGCCGCACAGCUUCAAAAAAAUGCAAAAAGAAAAAAAGAGAGAAACGCGUCUGUUUUUCAAAGUUAAAUUUCGUUGCGUGUUCAAUGAUUAAAGAGACUUAUAUGCGCGCACGUGUGUGAAGUUGUAAUUUUUGUAAUUUAAUACCACGUAGAUAUUAAGAACCAUUCCGCAACACCACCAACAAGUCCCGUCCUUCUCUUCCCGCUCACCAUUUCCAUCCUUUUCUUUAUUCAUCCAUACGAUUAACGGUGCGUACGUGACAGGAAGUGUGUGCUUGUAUGUUGAUAUAACUAUACGUACGUGAAUUUAUAUUUUGUUACUCGAAAAUAUAUGCGCGCAUCACGUUGUAAUAUAAUAUAAUAAUGUGCAGUUGCGCGAACGCAACGGGGAGUGUUCAGCGAGGCGCCUCUCAAUCGAUAAACGAGAAAAAGAGUGCAGUAGCUCGUAGGAACCUCGGCGACGCGUGAGAGGAUAGAUUCGCGCGGUAACCAAAAGACAAAAAAUUCAGGAAAGAAAUCAAUAACAAGUGUGUGCUUUGGAAACGUUUCGAGGAGGUACCUCUUGAGUAUUUGACGCUCUCUCACGCGUGACGGUGUUGUUAUACUCCGUAGAGGCGGAGCGAUUCUGUCUGCACUUGAGUGCGACGGGAAUAUAAAAGAAUGAGCUCCAUGUCUGCGCGCGCGGCGAGCGGAACGAUGAUGCUUACCAUGCUCUGUUUUUCAUUUAUGUUGUAUAAAAAGAAAACUUUAACAGAUAUAGUUGUUUUUUUAUUAAUAAAAUGUAUUUCUCAACAAGA
This is a messenger RNA of Dinoponera quadriceps, 11932 nucleotides long. RefSeq lists its product as uncharacterized. The record is from RefSeq and is a predicted model, not a curated record. The coding region runs from base 1 to 10704 and encodes 3567 amino acids. The transcript has 36 exons. Gene Ontology annotation, molecular function: calcium ion binding; Notch binding. Gene Ontology annotation, biological process: Notch signaling pathway. NCBI's taxonomy places the organism in Eukaryota, Metazoa, Arthropoda, Insecta, Hymenoptera, Formicidae.